AAACCUGCCGAGUGGGAGGGCAGACUUGUCGGUUUAGAGGAGGGGUAUGCCCUAGUCAUUAUUUGUAUGUUCUUAUUCAAACAUGGGAGAUGCUAUUCCUCAUAUUAAGCAAAAAAAUAUAACUGAAAUUCAUAAUCUCGUAUCUCUAUGUCCUUUCUAUUCUUCCCCAAAUUCCACUCCAAUUCUUAAUCCUUAACCCUAAUAUCUUUCCCAAAUUUACUCAAAUCUUCCCCAAUUAUCAAGGUUUCUAUUAAUGGUAUCAGAGCUUGGUUGUGAGGGUGAGUUCAUCAAGACUCUCAAUCGAGGACUAUGUGCGAAGGAUGCGAGCAGAUUUCAUUAGAGCCCAAAGUGACUUGGAUCAAGGAGUGGAAGGACUGGCACAAGUAGUGCAUGCAGUCGGGCAGCCAGGCAGCUAUGCAGUGACGCGGAAAAAAAGAGGAAAUGGCUAGUGGGCCAUUGCGAUUGCAGGCAAAGAGCGACCGCGCUGAGAAAGAGGUAGUGGUUGUUUCAGUCGACAACAUGCUUGGGGUUGCUCCACUAAGAACGAUGUGAUUCCGAGCAACAAUGGAAUAGUUUUCUAGUCGAUAGUGGCGACAAUAUAACUACGGGUUUAUAUGUGUUGUUGUUACAAUAAAAGGGUUUGAUGCGAUUUUAGGAACUCUCAGUCGUUAAGAAUUCUAGGACCAGACACAAGUGAUUGGGGGAAAGAAUGAUUAUGAGGUUUAAAUGGACGGAUAAGGAAUGGGAAUUGAAGGGAUUGACCACAACUUCGUGUCCGGUAAGUUGGGAGGAGCUGAAGUUGGCCGAGGGAGCUAUAGUCACGGUGCUUUACUAACCAAUUGAGGCAACCACAUGUCGGGAGCUUGAUCCGAGCUUGCAAGAUCUAAUGGACCAAUAUGUCGACUUGUUUAAGAAACCUGAGAAUCUACCUCUAGCCCAGCAAGUGGAUCACUGCAUCAUAUUGAAGGAAGCAACUGACACGGCUGAUGUGAAGCGGUAUCGAUAUGUCCAUUCAUUGAUGAUGGAGAUCGAGCAACAGGUCGAUGAGAUGUUGGAGACAUGACUGAUUAGGUCGAGUUCUAGUCCCUUCUCUUCACCAAUGUUGUUGGUUAAUAAAAAAGAUGCAACUUGGGAUUUCGAAACAAGCUAUUGGGCAUUGAACGAAUGUAUAACAAAGGACCAUUUUCGAUCUCAACAGUAGAGGAUAUGUUAGAUGAUCCGUUGGGUGCUCAAGUCUUCUCCAAGCUUGAAUUGAGGGCCGGAUACCAUCAGAUCUGCAUGCACGAGGACGACUUUCUUAAGGCAACCUUCCACACUCACAAUGGGCACUAUGAGUACUUCAUUAUGCCUUUUGGGUUGUGCAAUGCCCCUUCGCAAUUCCAGACCACUAUGAAUGAUAUUUUCUGGCCUAUACUUUGCAAGUCUGUAUUGGUGUUCUUCGAUGACAUACUAGUUUAUAGUUCAUCGUGGGAGGAGCAUUCGCAUCAGUUAUAGCAGGUCAUCGCGAUUUUAAGAGUGAACCAAUUAUGUGAAGUCGUUGAAGUGUGCAUUAGGGGUGGUGGAGGUAGACUAUCUAAGAUACAUCAUAUCCUACCAGAGAGUGAAGGCUGAUUUGGUGAAGAUCCAGGCUAUGUUGAAUUAGUCUAUGGCUCUACACUGAAAACAAUGAUUGAGUUACAUGGGUUCUCGAGUUUUACUAGGUAGUUUAGGAAAUUUGUGCAGAACUACAACUUCAUUGCUCGACCCCUAAUUGAGUUGUUGAAACAAGGGUGGGUUUGGAUGGAACCCAAGGGUGAAUGAGGCAUUCCUGACACUGAAGGCUUCCAUGACUACCACUCUGACUUUAGCAUAGCUGAACUUCCCCCAUCCCUUUGAUAUCGAGGUCGACGCUUACGAGAUGGGUAUCGAGGCGGUGUUAUCUCAGUAAGGGAACCUUAUAGCUUUAUGAGUAGGACACUGACUCCAUCGAAAGAGGUGUGGUCUACCAAUCAUAAGGAGAUGCUUGCCAUUAUCAUUGUCAUCCAUACAUGGAAAUCAUACUUAUUGGGGAAGAAAUUUUGAGUAUAUAGAAAUCACCAGUGCUUGGUAAAGCUGUUGGGUUAUUGCUAUGAGUUGCAGUACAAGUCAUACCCGACUAACAAGCCCGCAAAUGCCUUAUCUUGGAGCGACGCAGGGGAGAUCUUAACCACAAUACCAAGACCAUUUGUUUAAUUAUGGAACAAAUGUAGUCAAAAGCAUGCUCUAAAACUUAAAAGUUUAAACAUUUACACUUUUAGGUCACCAAAAAACAUAUGCGUAGAAUUGAGCUUUUCACUUACAAUAUGCUUUAAAGCUUACAUUUUUACGCUUCUAGGUCACCAAAAGGCUUCUACACAGAAUUACGAUUUUGACAGCAUUGUAUGCCACGAGGUGCGGCGAGCUAUGGAGACCAAUUUUAACCUGCAGGAAUGCAAAGAUAGGGCUAUCAAUGAAUUGUCGGGAGAGUUUACACUUGACAUGUGUUGGUGUUUUACCGGGGAUAGAUUAUGUUUCCUGCAAGAUCUUAUUACGACCAUGAUGCGAGAUUACCAUGAUUCGCUAGUGGGGGGCCCUCCAAACAUGAGAGGACUCUGAGGAGGAUUUGGGGGAUAGUUCUACUGGCCCGGAAUGAAGUCUUAAGUGAAGU
Molecule: messenger RNA, 2665 nt
Organism: Linum trigynum
Lineage: Eukaryota; Viridiplantae; Streptophyta; Magnoliopsida; Malpighiales; Linaceae
Source: the annotation of a GenBank genome assembly